AAGCUGAUAAAAUUGAACCUAACUUUGACUUUGAAUCGUCAAAACAUUCGAAUAAUAUCUAUAUCAGUAAACCUAUUGAUGUACAAGAAAUUAUGAAUGAAAUUCAUGAUGAAUCAUAUA
Molecule: messenger RNA, 120 nt
Organism: Racocetra persica
Lineage: Eukaryota; Fungi; Glomeromycota; Glomeromycetes; Diversisporales; Gigasporaceae
Source: the annotation of a GenBank genome assembly